This is a messenger RNA of Prorocentrum cordatum, 1957 nucleotides long. Lineage: Eukaryota; Dinophyceae; Prorocentrales; Prorocentraceae. The record is from the annotation of a GenBank genome assembly.
GGCUUGGUGGGUGGUGACUCUCCCGCUCCCGCCCGCGGCCCCCCGUGGCUCAGGGCCGCUGUUGCUCCCUGGCGACCUCCUCGAGCGCCCCCUCGCCCGCCGCCGCCCCGCCGCCCCAGCGCGCCAUGGCCUCCUCGAAGUCCACCUCCCUCGGCGAGCCCAUCCUCGAUGGGCUGCCGAUCUGCGUGCCCCAGAUCCUGAUGCCGCGCGCGGACAUCCCCCUCGACAAGUGGGCGACGGUUGCCUGCGACCAGUUCGAGUCUGAGCCGGCGUACUGGAAGGAGAUGGCCGAACACGCGGCGGGAACCCCGUCGGCCCUGAACAUCGUCUUCCCGGAGGUCUACCUCGCGUCCGUCACGGGGGCGGACCCGUCCGAGGACACCAAGCGCAUCGAGCAGAUCGGCAAGACCAUGAGGCAGUACGUCGCCGACGGCGUCUUCCGCGAGCGCGCCCCGGCGUUUUUGGCCCUCGAUCGCAAGACAGAGCAGGUCCCUUCCCGCAAGGGCUUGAUCAUGGCAGUCGACCUCGACGAGUACAACUACAACUGCCCCGAGCCCACGCUCAUCCGGCCCACGGAGAAGACCAUCGUGGCCCGGCUCCCCCCGCGCAUCGCCAUCCGCAAGGACGCCCCGCUCGAGCUGCCGCACAUCAUCAUGAUCAUCGACGACCCCGGAAAGACCGUGAUCGAGCCCCUUUUCACCACUGAUGGGCUGACGACUCCGGAGUACGAGUGCAACCUGUUCAAAGGCGCCGGCUCCGUCAAAGGCUUCACCGUCACGCCCAAGGGCACCGAGCACGUGGCCUCCGCCAUGAAGGCGCUGUCUGCGAAGGAGUUCGCCGCCGCCGAGGCCGCGAAGCGAAAGCCGUCCACCAUCCUCAUCGGUGACGGCAACCACUCGCUGGCCACCGCCAAGAGCUGCUGGGAGAACCUGAAGACCCAGGAGGGGAUCAACAAGGAGACGCACCCAGCGCGCUACGCGCUUGUGGAGCUCCAGAACCUGCACGACGACGGCGUGGUUUUUGAGCCCAUCCACCGCAUCCUGGAGGGCGCCAAGGCAGACGACAUCCAGUCGACGCUCGAGACGGCCUGGGGCUGCAAGGCCACGCCCUUCGUGAGCCCGCAGCCCAUUCACUCCGUCGUCAUCGUGAGACCAGAGGGCAGGUUCACGCUAGUGCCGCCGAUGGAGAAGCUGCCCAUCGUGUCCAUGACGGAGCCCAUGGACGAGUUCGUGGCCGCGCACCCAGAGGUGAAGAUCGGCUACGUGCACGGCGAGGAGCCGGUCGACGAGGCCGUGAAGGAGGGCAAGGCCGUCGGGCUGUUGCUGCCCAAGCUCGACAAGUCCCGGUUCCUCGACACCGUGCACGCCAUCGGCACGCUGCCGCGCAAGGCCUUCAGCAUGGGCGAGGCCAACGAGAAGCGCUUCUACAUCGAGGCGCGCAACAUCUUGCCAUGAGGGCAAUCUCCAGGGGCAGCGCGAGGGGGGAUAGGUUCAGGUCCCGCCGCCUUCUGAGAAGCCCUUCUCCUUCUCGUUUCCCCCCCUCGCUCGCCGCCGAUGCUCCGCAACGUCGGACCUCGGGGGACAGGAGAGGGCGCUCCGCGAGGUCUGUUUUCGAGCCGCACCGCCACCCCGCACAGUUUUGCCGGCGCCAUCUCUUUCUCCGAGCGGGGGGCGUUUUCGUGCUCCAAUGAGGGCGCGCGCGCCGCUCCCCCAUCUCGUCAUCGUCAUCGUCAUCGCCAUCCUCGCCGCCCCGCCCCGUCCGCGCAGUGUUCUGCUGGCGCCACGUCUUUCUCCGAGCGGGGGGCGCCUGCGUGCUCCAAAAGAGUGCGCGCCCGCGCCGCUCCCCCCUCGUCCGCCCCGCGCGGUGCUCUCCGGCUCCUGCUGCGGCGGCCCGCCCGGGGAGGGGGGGGGCCAGAUAGAGGCCAGUCUCUGCCUCCUCCUCCUCCUCCUCCUCCUCC